Molecule: messenger RNA, 777 nt
Organism: Hyla sarda
Lineage: Eukaryota; Metazoa; Chordata; Amphibia; Anura; Hylidae
Gene: SMIM22
Product: small integral membrane protein 22
Exons: 4
Coding region: 173-430 (85 amino acids)
Biological process (GO): regulation of cell population proliferation
Source: RefSeq, a predicted model, not a curated record
GUGCAGCCUAGGGCCGGGGGGGGGGGAUUAUCUGCCCCCAUAACUACAUCUCCCACAAUGUAUCAUAGAUGUCGCAGAUCUCAUCACUACAUGUGAUGGACGGAUAAGGACACAGAUGGUUUCCAUGUAGAAACAUAAGGUGAUAACAGAGAAGCCCCCCUCCCCCACCACAAUGGCUAACGUUGGUCAGCAGCUGGAGAACCAGUGGAACGAUGUGGUGGGCCGGAUCGCCACCAAACAGAUGUUCCAGUCAGACUGGGAUAUCGCCGCCUUCGUCAUCUUCUUUGCCUUUAUAGGGCUCAUCCUCCUCCUCAUUCUCCUGGUUCUCAUCAGAUGUUUCUGCUGUUGUUGUUGUGACUGCGACUCCCAAGUUGACAAGAGAAAAUACAAACAGAAAGUUGGGGUUGAUAAUCUCGCCAUGGAGCCAUAAUCCCACCCACCCUGGUUUGAUUGACAGCUAAUGGAGCCAAUGAAAUUGAACCACCGAGGUCUUCAGAUUUCAUGUACUGUGAUUCUUAGAGCUGAUUCUCACUUAUCUCUAUAGGGAUCAUUAUGACAUAUAAGGCUUGUUCUAUGACGCCCUAUGAAGAAUUGUUUGUAUAUAAAUAUAGAUCAGAUACGAUUAUACUUGGCGCAGUUAUAAGUUGUCAUUAAAUCAUUCACCACUAGAGGGCAUGCCUACCAAAAUCUCAUUGUGUUGCUCAAUGGACACAUAAGAUGAUUUCUACAACCAUAUUAUGACAUAUGUCAGUGUUUCCCAACCAGGGUGCCUCCAGC